GUGACUGUCUGCAGACAGAACAUGGCUGACCUGUCAGAAGACCAAUGAGGGAAAGGCCAAAUUUAGCAUAAUCGAUCUGAUUUUUUACGUCGUUUCUGACCACAGUUGACCGUCGUGGACAGCAGUUGACCAGAGGUAUUCAAGAUGAGUGGAUUGCCAGAGGGAAUGACAAAUGGCCCCAGCAGGAGCGAACACUUAGAGAAAGAUGCUCAGAUCUGGGAGAGACCCUGGACUCUUGAAGAGAUGCGACAGAGCAGUGCCAAUUGGUCUCUGGCAGCUGACUCGGGGCUCUUCCUGUUCCUCCAAGACUUCUCCCACAGGAUGCUGUCAAAGACGCAUGAGAUUGAAAAGCAGUUGGACAGUCUGAUCCGUGACACCAAGGCCACAGACAGCUGCUUGCACUCUGUCUUUAAUGACUUUCUCAUGCUCUCCAAUACACAGUUUAUAGAAAAUAGAGUGUAUGAUGAAGAGGUAGAAGAUGCUAUACCAAAGGCUGAUGCAUUGGAGAAGCAGCCUGAACAGGAGAAGACUCGAGAGCAGAAAGAGGCAGAGUUGAUCCCUAAGAUGCAGGAAGCUGUGAAUUAUGGUUUGAGAGUACUUGAGUCAGCCUUUGAGCAUCUGGACAUCAAAGCAGGAAACUCUGACUCAGAGGACGAGGAGGUCACUGACAGAGUGGAGGCCAUCCUAGAGCCCAAGGAUCUUUAUGUGGACAGGCCACUUCCAUAUCUGAUUGGUUCCCAGGCCUUCAUGGAACAAGAUGAUGUUGGACUUGGUGACCUCUCAAGCGAUGAAAUGUCAGUCGACAGUGACCGAGACAGUGUGAUUGAGAGUGAAGAUGGCAAAGAAGCAGUUCAUUCAGAUGAUGAUUUCAAUCAGGAUGAGGACGAAGGUCAUAAUAAUAUUAAGACGAAGUCAUCCAUGUUGAGUUAUGAUGAUGAUGACGAGGAGGAGGAUGAGGAUUCUGAUAUAUUUGGAGAAUCAGACAAGGAUGAUGAUGAUGACACGCAGAACACAGGUCCAUCGUCCUUUGCUGAUGAGCUGGCAGCCCGAAUCAAAGGUGAACCAGUUAACAAACCGGAGGGAGAUCGGGCAUCAUUGACAUCUAAGAAGAAAAGUAAAGGCAGAAAAGAACCAAAGCCUUCAAAGUCACAGGCAGCUGAUGACGACAGUGAUGACAUGUUUAAGCCACCAAAGAUGGAUGAGGACGACUUCUCCCCAUUUGGAGGAAAAAGUGGCCUCUUCAGUGGAGGGAAAGGCCUGUUUGACGAUGAUGACGAGGGUGAUCUUUUCUCUGAGGCACCAAAACCUUCUGUGUCUGAAGCGAAAAAAGCAAUGACUGAAAGCACAAAAAGCACAGCUCAGAGUGCAGAAACUGGCAAACCUGGGAAGAAGAUUCCAACAGAUAACAGCCUGUUCAGUUCAGGAAAUGACUCCGAUUCAGUGAGGAGCAAGGAGAAUGGAACUCCAGUCCCCAAGACCAAUGCUGCUUCCAAAUCGGUUCCUUCAGGACCUGGUAUCGGCGGAGGAGGAGGAGGGCUGUUUGAUGAUGACGAUGAGGAUGAUGAUUUCUUCAGUGGUAAAAGCCUAAAAAAAUCUGACUCUGCUGGAAAGGAGAAACCCAAACCCAAGAGGGCUGUUGACCUCUUUGAUGAAGAUGAUGAGGAUGGUGACAUAUUCAGUGAUAAGUACAGUGUGCCAACUCCAGCUCAGAGCAAGAAGGAGGCUGUGGAAGAGCAGGCUAAACCACCUGAGAAGAAGAUGCCAGCUGGGGCCAUCUCCAUGUUUGGUCCUGGGACUAAAAGCUUGCUCAGUGAGGGCCUGAAAAAACGUCAGCCAUCUACCAGCGAGGAGUCUGAGAAAUCUGAGGAGAAUGGGCCUGCUCCAGAUGUUGGGAAAGCUGCUGUCAAGCAGACUCAGAAACCCCAGUCCAGAGGCCUCUUCUCUGAUGAUGAAGACACACAGAUAUUUCCAACCAUUCCCAAGAGUCAGUCUAAACCUGAACCUACAAGCCAGAGCAAAACCAGCAAGGCCCCUUUGUCGUUAUUUGAUGAUGAGGAAGAGGAGGAUCUGUUUGCGUCUGCAGCUAAAUCUAAACCAAAACCUAAUCAAGCUAAAGUCUCCACACCACAACCCAGUAAGACUGUGUCCAGCUCCCUCUUCAGCGACGAUGAGGAUCAGUGGAUAAGUUCCAAGAGUAGCGCAACAAAGCCAGAGACCAAGACAGUUGGGAUGAAGCCCAGUGCGAGCGCCCCCUCCAGUCUCCCCAGUGCCAAAACAUCUCAGAAGAGUAGCCUCUUUGAUGACGAGGACGAUGAUGACCUAUUUGCUCCAACAAAAGAGUCAAGUCAGAAGAAGCCUCAGAGAGUUGCACUCUUGUUUGAAGAUGAAGGUCAUGACGAUGAAGAUAAAGGAUCCCUCUUUGGUGUCAAACCUACUGUCAACACAAACAAUGCAGCCCCAGCUGCUAAAACACCCGCUGUGGCCUCUCAGCCGCCCUCCCAAUUACAGAAAUCAGCAGCAGAGGACAAGCCGUCACCGCAGGAGAAGCCAGUUGCAAAGACCCCUGAGCUGCUCCCAUCAACAGCUUUGCCAGAAAAUAGUGAAAGUAAAAAGAAGCCCGCUGGAGCUGUCAGUCUCUUUGGAGGCAUUAAUGUUCUUGACGGCAAGCAGACAAAGAGCCCACUGGAUGAAGAUGACAAUAAUGACAGCUUGCUCUCUAAGGGAAGCUCACCACCAAGUGUUAAGAAGGAGGAAAAGAAGGAACAGAAAAAGGAAGAGAAAGUUAAAACAAAAACUGUUAGUCUGUUUGAAGAUGAAGAGGAAGAUGAAUCAGACUGGAAUGAUCCCAUAUUCACACCCAGUAAACCCACGGGCAGAAACACACUAAAGCCCACGGAGGAGCGACCACAGGCAAAGAGCACAGGUGUGUUCCAGGACGAGGAGCUGCUGUUCAGUCAGACGCAGCAGAAGGACAAUGACCCAGAUGUUGACCUCUUUGCCACCUCAGGGAAAGCUGCAAGCUCAGUGAAGCCAGCAGCACAAAGUCUGUUUGCAGAUGAUGAUGAGGACGACCUCUUCAGCUCCACCAAGCCCAAAGCUCCUCCUCCGAAAGUAGCAGAGAAGCCUAGUAAACCUGCUGACAAAGCACCGCUAGCAAGUCCAGAAUCUGUCUCGGAAAUUCAGAAACCUGCACCAAGCCCUGUAAAACCUAAAGAUUCCUCAUCAAGGAUUGGGAAACUUCAAGCCAAUCUGAUGAUCAACCCUGCUGCGUUGCUCCCUGGUGCUGCUCCCACUAUGCCAGGGGCUGUCAGUGUCCUCCCUGGCAUGGGUCCUAGUUCCUCCUCAGGGGUGUCCAGCUCCAGCCUGAGUCCCAGCCCUGCCACAACUCCCGUAGGAGCCCAGACAGACAGUGAGGGAGGAGUGAGCUUCGACACCCCAGUCCAGGUUACAACACUGCAGAGUGCACAUAAGAGUCGUGCCAAAGGUUCAGCAUAUCGGAGACCCCAGUCCAGAGCUGCGCGGCAGCAAGCUGCCCAAAGAUCUGCGGAAGAUAGAGAAGCAACCCUGGGUGGAGAUGUUCCUGGGCCAAAUCCCAGUCUGUCUGGUUUAGUCUUACCUCCACCAGACAUAUCCAGCCAGACCCAUGUCAGUCCGACACUAUCUAACUCAGCUGCACCCGCAGCCUUGCCUGCCUCUUCAUUUUCUCAACCUUCACUCCCUGAAAUCUCCCCCAGAGCCUCAGUACUCACACUGCCAGUAUCUACAAACGCUGGAAAGAAAGACUCUAGUAAGGACAAGCUCAGUACCAAGGUGCUGCAGUCUUCUGAUGAGGAUGACCUUUUUGGCUCUGACAGUCUGUUUGAGUCCACUUCAGUCACUAACACGCCCUCGGCCAGACAGACUACCAAGACUACACAACCUCAAGCCAGUAGCGGAGUGGGAUUGAAGAAAGACAAAGAUAAAAGCACACUCCCAUCCAUUUUUGAUGACAACACUGAUGACCUUUUCCAAAAGGUCAAGCCAAAGUCAACUACUAAGAAAGCCAUGGCCUCAUCCUUUUUGGAAGAUGAUGAUGAUGAUGAGGACAUCUUUGGAGUGAGCAACAGUUCCACUCCCUCAUCCACAAGUAGUAAAGAAAUCAAGAACAAUACUAGUUUUUCAAAGCAGGACAUCUUCCAGGAUGAAGUAGCCUCUGUGCCUAAAGUUCACAAGAAGCACAAAGAGAAGGCCAUUGAUGCCAGCUUGUUUGAUGACGACAUAGACAUUUUUGCUGACCUGACAGACACUUUAAAACCAAAACAGAAGUCCAAGACAAAGGGAGAGACCAAGUCGAUAUUUGACGAUGACAUGGAUGACAUCUUCUCACCAAGCACAGUAAAACCAGUGGCAAAGGCUCCAUCUAAAUCAAAGAAGACACCACCAUCCCAGGAGACCAGUACAGCUGCAGAUUCAAGCAACAUAUUUGAUGAUCCACUUAAUGCUCUUGGUGGGAACUGAACUGUUAUUUCUUCAGUAGCCACAUUUGUACACUUGUGGAAUAUGGAUUAAUUCUUUUGUCUUUUGGAUCGCUGAAAGAUUGGAGAACAAUACACUGUUAAUAGAGUAUUUAUUCAUGUAAAUUCAUAUAAAUACUGUGGCUUAUUUUUGGCAGAUAAAGACUCAAAUGAAAGUGAUUCCAGUCAUCUUCUGACAGCAUUUCCAAAAUCAUCUUGGCAUCAGAUCAUAUUAUGUAACAGUUAUUAUAUGCUGUUAAUCUUUAUUAUACAUGAUAGCACUUUAUAAGCAUACCAUAUGCUUAGCCUCAAAGCCUGCAGAAAUUAACAGAGAAUUGUUUUGUUUGUUUUGAAGAUGUUUAUCCUUUGGCUUUGCCAUGUUGAGAUUCCAUGUCUUUGGGUUUGUGCCAUAUCAUGGUUAUGAGAAAUCAAUGUGUUUACUUACUGUCUUAGGCAUUUUGACAAUGUUUUUAUUAAUAAGAAAUUCAUCCAUUUCUUAACUUUGGUUGUGUUGAAAAAGGAAAUUCAUUUUUAAUAACUAAAAAGAUACAUAUUUUA
This is a messenger RNA of Lates calcarifer (barramundi perch), 5051 nucleotides long. RefSeq names its product WASH complex subunit 2C (gene washc2c). Gene Ontology annotation, cellular component: WASH complex; early endosome. The record is from RefSeq and is a predicted model, not a curated record. Gene Ontology annotation, molecular function: phosphatidylinositol phosphate binding; retromer complex binding. NCBI's taxonomy places the organism in Eukaryota, Metazoa, Chordata, Actinopteri, Centropomidae. Gene Ontology annotation, biological process: protein localization to endosome; retrograde transport, endosome to Golgi.